AUGUGUCGAGGAGAAAACAACAUGCAGAGAUUUAUUGCGAAGAACUGGGCGACCGAUUCUGUCGACAAAGUUCACAGACGAGCGGGGCCGAAGCCGAUCCACAGAUGCGAGCCAUGUCUCGGCCAGUUGUGCGACUUAAUUGACAUUAAAGAGUUCUGGGCGGACUAUCUUGUCGAGAUUUUUUGCAAACGCUCAGAUCGAAAAGCGACGGAUGAUUUCAUCAAAGAAAAAAUCGCUAGUCUUCAGUCAAACUGGACCCUUUGCGAUCACGUGAUCUUCGACCAGAACAACACCCCAAAAGUGAAAAACAUCAUCGCGACGCUGGAUGCCUCCAACCCGACCAAGCUCCUUGUGGUCGUGCGCAACUAUCAAAGAACAAGCAAAACUCCGUCAGCAGAAGAAGUCGAAGCUGUGGUUCCGAAAGAAACAGUUCCAAAAGAAUCGAAACAGCCAAUUUAA
This is a messenger RNA of Oikopleura dioica, 459 nucleotides long. Lineage: Eukaryota; Metazoa; Chordata; Appendicularia; Copelata; Oikopleuridae. The record is from the annotation of a GenBank genome assembly.